GGCUGUGAUUUUCGAUGAGAUCGAACUCACCGACCUGUGCCUAGCCGAGUGUUCAACAAAGAACGUCAAUCACAGUUUCCAGGUGAUAACACCGUUCAGAUCGCUGGUGCUCUGCUGCGAGUCACGACGCGAGAUGGAAGAAUGGCUCGGCGCUCUGACGGCGGCCGGCCAACAACGGAGCGGCGUCGGCGGCGUCGACCACUGCCACCACGACGUCGAGCCGGCCGACUGCCUCUCCGGUCGCCACCACUGGUAUGCGACAUCGCACGCCCGUCCUACCUACUGCAACGUAUGCCGCGACGCCCUCGGCGGCGUCACCAGCCACGGCCUCAGCUGCGAGGUGUGCAAAGCCAAGGUUCACAAAAGGUGUGCCGCCAAAGCCAUCAACAAUUGUAAAUGGACCACCCUGGCCUCCGUUGGCAAGGAUAUAAUCGAAGACGACGAUGGGAACAUUGUAAUGCCUCACCAAUGGAUGGAAGGAAACCUGCCCGUCUCCGCAAAGUGCGCCGUCUGCGACAAGACCUGCGGUUCGGUGUUGCGCCUGCAGGACUGGAGAUGCCUCUGGUGCAGGGCCACCGUGCACACUCAGUGCAGACAUAAUUUCGUACCCACCUGCCCCCUGGGGCCGGCCAGGGUGAGCGUGGUGCCGCCAACGUCUCUGCAUUCGAUUCAAGAUGAGGCUUGGGAGGCCGUCAGACCGCAAGCGUCCUCCCCACUACUGGUUUUCGUCAAUUCCAAAUCGGGUGACAAUCAGGGCGUCAAAUUUUUGAGGCGAUUCAAGCAGUUGUUGAACCCGGCGCAAGUUUUCGAUUUGAUCUCCACAGGACCACGUCUGGGCCUAAGAUUAUUCAGACACUUCGAUCCGUUCCGCAUUCUCGUUUGUAGCGGCGACGGAUCCGUCGGUUGGGUCCUAUCCGAGAUUGACAAGCUCGAUAUGCACAAACAGUGUCAAGUGGCGGUGCUUCCCUUGGGCACCGGCAACGAUCUGGCGAGAGUUUUAGGUUGGGGUUCUUCGUGCGACGACGACACUCAUUUACCCCAACUGUUGGAGAAGUACGAGAAGGCAAGCACCAAAAUGUUGGAUCGAUGGAGCAUAAUGGCUUUCGAACGCACAAUCGCUAUGCCAAAAUUGUCGCUUACACCCGGAAUCAACGAUGGUCAAUUACACACGCAAAUAACCCAGUACGAAGACUCCUUGGUCACGCACCUUCAAAACAUUCUUCAAUCGGAUGAAACGUCCGUAAUUCUGAACUCGGCUAAACGCUUAAUGGAAAUCGUCAAGGAUUUCGCCGCCCAACUUUCAGAUAGUUCACUGACACGUGGAGAUGAGCAGCUGGCCAAAAAGUGCGACGUUUUACAGCAAAAACUUGACCUGCUGCUGCAAACAUUAACCAGUGAACAAAUCGACACGACCAGUUUAAAUGUGGACGACGACAGUUCCACGAAAACCAUGAAACAGGACGACACGGACAGUGAAAUGAGUUUCGACAAGGGGAAAAUUGAGAAAUGCGAGAAGGACUUGAGCAACAUUAAUUUCAGAAAGCAUCGCCGGACUUCUAGGUUUAUGGAACGAGAAAAAGACGCAUUAAUAAACAGAGCUAACAGCUUCAAACGGGCCAUCCGUAACCUUGUAGAACACACGGAACACGUAGUGGAUGAGCAGAACCGUCAAACUUCCUCGACUCUACCAACGGUUAAAAUAUCUCUGAGCUCUGACCUGGAUAAAACGGUGGAACAGAUGAAUCAAAAAAAGGACACCCUAAAAGUGAUGCCCACAAUCGAAUCUGGAUCCAGCUCAGACGUUAGUUCUUGCCCGUCCCCCACACCGUCGAUUAUUACCCAGAGGUUGGUGAGCAUUUCUCCAAUGCCAGAUAUUAGGAGGGACUCCGCUUUUGAAGAUCCGGAUCUGUUGAAUCUACCAGUUCCUCCCGACUUUGCCGACAGUCGCCGGUCCAGUCAGAUUCAGCCUCCAACAAUCUCGGAGAAGACGAUCGACGCGAUGCUGCGCGACACGUGCGCUACCCUGCUGCGCAUCGAGAAGUCCGACCAGGUGGACAUCACCAUAGAAAAAUUCGUUGACGAAACCGCCACCAAGCCGCAGCCGAUCGAUCACGACGACGACCGCGAAUGUUCGUCGAUCCUCUCGGCGAUAUCGAACGAGGAGGCGAGCAUCGCCUCGGAAAUAUUGGACCAGCGUUCGUUCUGUCCGCGCAAGAACAGUGACGGUGAAGACGAGAACGGUCACAUUGGUCACAUUGACUCACCCGAAACCGACACUAAUCCCAAUUCGGACAUAAUUCACGGUGAGUCCUUGAUGGAUGACAUUAGCUCGAUGUUAGGUGAGGUGUUGUGCGGCUAUGACGCCGACAGUGUCGAGAACACAUGCACGGACGACAUGUCGCUGUUCCACAGCGAUCUAGAACGUCGGAAGAGCAUUAAAAAAGACUCGUUAGAAAGAAAGCGUAGAAGUUCCAGACCGAAAUUAGCUGCAGCGGUUACCGGUAGUUCCGAGGAAGACACACAGUUUGGAUUCGAAAAUAGAGCUUUCAUGUCCCAACAUGUCUACUUAGAUAACAGAUUCGACACCACUGAACCAGCGAGGUAUUGCAGUUUGGCUCAGUUUGUGGAAGGUAACGACAUCGCUAGACGAUCGUUUAAAAAGCACAAAACUUCGACGAAAACGUCGAAAACGGAGGCGAAUGUGACAAGACAAAGUACGUUGAUGGAGGAAAAGGAGUCGGAACUGACGACGCCAACAAACAAAGGCAGUUUGACUGAUCUUAAUAAACUGGAAAAAGAGCUGAGUAACGUUUCCACCAGCACCUUAAAAGCUUUAGAGACGGAGAAGGAAACUAUUGAAGAAGACACGUGUAAGUUUCCGCGGGUGUGCGUGAUAGUAGAACCCCCCUCGCCGGUGCUCAGCAGCGAGAUACGCGCCGAACGCUUAGAGCAGAUCCGCAUUGAGAUCGACACAGCGGCCGACGACCAUGCCGAUAUCGAACUGCAUAACCUCUGUUCGAAGGCCGCCGCCGCCUCCGAUCGGCUGUCGACGAGCGACGCCACCGCCAGCAACAACAGUUCAAACUCCAACCUCCUGGGAAUCGAGCCGGAACACUUUUUGACCCGAUCGCCGGCCGCGACGCGACGUAUUUCUUGCUGCAGCAUGCUUAAUGCGGCCGAAACGGCGGCGUUGGCAGCCGCCGCCACCACCAGCAAGUUUUACGCGGAGGCCGAGAAGAAAGAGAAGGAGAACAGGAAGAUGCCCAUCAUCAAUCCACUCGUGCAACUGCCCACCUGGCCCAAUGUUGGCACUGGAUCGGGUUUCAUAGGAAAGUGUCUUUUGGCAAAUGCAGACACUCUUUGUGCAGCCGUCAGUCCCUUGAUAGAUCCGGACGAAACUUUGCUGGAAGGCUUUUAUGAACGUUGCGUGAUGAACAACUAUUUCGGCAUUGGAAUCGACGCAAAAAUCUCCUUAGACUUCCACCACAAAAGGGAGGAACACCCCGAAAAAUGCCGAUCGAGGGCCAAAAACUACAUGUGGUACGGCGUCCUGGGUAGCAAACAAUGGUUGCAGAAAACGUACAAGAAUCUAGAACAAAGAGUACAAUUAGAAUGUGACGGACAAAGAAUCCCUCUGCCAAGCUUGCAAGGAAUUGUCAUCUUAAACAUUCCAAGUUUUAUGGGCGGGAUAAACUUCUGGGGCGGCACUAAAGAAGACGAUCUGUUUCUGGCGCCAAGUUUCGACGACAAAAUUUUAGAGGUGGUCGCCGUGUUUGGAUCGGUACAGAUGGCAGCCUCUAGGUUGAUCAACCUCCAACACCAUCGCAUUGCACAAUGCCAGAGCAUCCAGAUUAACAUUUUGGGAGAGGAGGGAGUACCGAUUCAAGUCGACGGCGAAGCAUGGAUUCAACCGCCCGGAAUCAUUAGGAUUUUGCAUAAGAACCGAAUGCAAAUGCUCUGCAGGAACAGAUCGCUGGAGAACUCUUUGAAAGCCUGGGAGGAGAAGCAACGUCAAAGUAUCGCAGCACAAGGCGCCAAACCUCGACACUCGAUAUCACAAGACAAACACCACGACAAAACGAGGCAGAGUUUGGCGCGGCAAAGUAUGCCCUCACAUGACAAUAAAACGUUCCUCAGCGUUCAUUUCGAGAAGAUACGACAACAUUCGUUUAGUGGUGCCGUGCCGAUUCAUGGCGAAAAAGAAAAGGAGAGGCCCACCGUCAGUUUCAACAUUGAAAAACCUCUAUCGCAUGAACCAGAUCUCAAUUUCUCAGAGGAGGAACAUUAUCUCCUUAUUAAUUUCAUAGAAUGUGCUACAACGUUGGUAAAAUGGAUAAAAAUGCUAGCAAUUAGUCACAGUUUAGAAGUGGAUCUUUACUCGCUCGCAACGAAAACUGACGAAUGCUUGGAACGAAUUCAUCCCAACGGAAAAAUUUUAGAAGGUCCUCAAUUGAGGAUAGAAUUUACCAAGCUUGUUGGUACUGUCAGAUCGUUGUAUGAAGAGAGUUGUUGUCUCCUGCACGACCGGGGCGAUAAAUUGAAAUUAAGAGAAGAUUUGGAAAACAAAUUAAGUGCCAGUUUGGCAAAUACCGAACUGGAAAUGAGGAAAUGCGUCAUGUACGAAACUACAGAUGGACAACAAGUUUUUCUGCAGCCGGUUCAAGGAGAUCAAGGCGAGCACAAGAAAAAAGGUCUCUUCUGGCUGAAAUUCCGGAAAGCCAGUUCCGCCACCGCAUCGGAAACAAGCCACAAGCGAGAGGCGGCUUCGUGGGGUACGCAGGAAGUGGCCACUUGGCUCGAAACUCUCCAACUGGCCGAAUACGUGGACAGUUUCGUGCGCAAUGACAUCCGAGGAAGGGAACUGUUGGCUCUAGCGAGGAGAGAUCUGAAGGAUUUGGGUGUCACUAAAGUUGGACAUGUCAAGAGGAUCCUGCAGGCGAUCAAGGACUUGGCACAGGGAACUUGAAUGUCCCGUAAUUAAGUUUAAUCUAGGCUUAAAUGUGUGUAUAACAGAAGGUAGUUUAAGGAGGAUAAUUAAAUAAAAAUAAUUUGUUCUUUGUAUCGUUUUGAGUCUGGCAGUUGAGUUUAUCAAAUUUUAUUCUGUUUCAUUGUGCCAAAUUAUAAAAGACUUAUUUGCAAGUUCUUUUAACAUUUUACAUUCUCUUAAUUGUGCCAAAUUUACCUAAAUUAGCUUAUAAUAUUUAAUCUCAAGUUACAAAUCUAUUUAAUUGAUCUCAUUAGUUUCCUACAGUAAACAUUCCUUUUAUACAUACAUUUAACACCUUUAAAAUUUGUAACAAGCAUUUUUGUCAAAUUUUGACGUAACCCUUCUAAUAUGUAAUAGAAUUAAGCUAAACUUCACAAUAACACAGAACCACAAAAACGAAACAAGUGUUUAGAAGUAAAAACCCAAAAAUCAGGCAAAGAAUUGUGUUUCCAUCAAUUAAAAAUAUUUAUAUUGUAUAAGGAUCCUAUUUGAUAAAUUUACGUGCUAAAUGUACAUUCUUACUGUGAUUUUCCAUAUAAUAUAGCUAGUUAGAUGUGGAAUAAUGAAUUUUCAUAGUUGAAACUAAUGAAUUAUUGUAUAUCACGAACGAGAACAUGUUCAUCAUUAAAAAAUUAAUUGAAUCAUGACAACGUGUUGUAGAUGUGAUUUCAUUUCGACCUGGUUAAUUACCAACUUAUAUUCUAAAUUAAAAGCAAUUCUCUAUAUUCUUAGCAAUAUUUGACUAUUCUCUCGAUCAAACAUCUUCAUCCCACUUUUACUCUAACGUUGUUUUAGUACUUUUACAAAGUUAAAACUGUUCAGUCCAGAUGAAAUAUGUAAAAACUUUGUAUAGUUUGUCCUGGAAUGAACAUGAAUUGUACAACCUUUUGAUAAACAUUUAACAUUAUAAUUGAUUUGGAAACGCGUAGAUCGUUUUAGUUCUCCCCGAAGAAAAAUAAGGCUUCUUUGAGUGUCAAACAAAUUAAUUAAUAUGUAGUACAUAGUUUAGCGUUCUAGAAAGAUAUGAAUAGUAUGAGAAACUUACGAAUGUUAUUUAAAAAUGAAUUCUAGAACAAUUAAUUGUAGAAAACUAUGAUAAUCAUUCAUAUUGCCUUUUUGUGUGUUGACUCGUAACAUCACGAAAAUCGAAUCCGGACUUUCGUAAUUCCUGGCAACGAAAACAGGACAAACACACAUAUAAUAUAAAGUUAAAACGGGACAACGAUGCAUCAAAACGACGCACAAUCAAUGAAAACUCGUAGCAUUUUCGAGAAAUACGGAAAUUCGGAUUCUUCAUCAUAGUUAGUUAGCGUUAAUGUCAAAUCGGACCACAAAGUCAAUAGUGGAGAAAAUCGGUGGCAAUUUCAACAAUUUCCUAUUAACACGACUAAAUAAAUGGAAAUGUUUUAGUUGCGCUACGAGGAAACUUGUUGAAUUCUUAACGAAAUUAACACGCAUUUGUAAAUAUUUCCAAGAAAGAUAAAAACCGCAAUUAAGUGGUCUGUUAAUUAUAUAUUAUAUAAAAGUGUUGUGCGGCCGAUAUUUUUUAAGAUUUUCGGUCGUUUUACCUUAAUCCUUGAACAUGUGAUCUUAUGAUGCAGUUUCUGCAACCGAAAUUUUAAUCUUGUUGAUAUUUGUAAUUUAAAUAAAUAAUACAAUUACAUUCCUAUUUAUCAAGUUUACAUUUCAGCGUUGUGUUAAAACGAAAUGUGGACCAAAGUAACGAAAUUUGAACAAUUUCUGUUUAUCCGGAGGAACAACCCUCGAAAGAAACAAAAAAUAAUGGACACGUCAAUAUUUUUCGACAGUUUUUUAACAAAAGAUCACAUUUUAUCCCCGUUCGGCUUCGGUGUUACCCCCGCAUUUAAAAUAUGUACUUCUGUGAUACCCGUACUUCGUACUUACCCUUUACUCCACUCAGAGCAAUAUUUUGGAUUUCCCGGAACAAUCAUAAUUAAUAAAUAGUGUUCAGAACGGCGAACUCAACCAUAUAUGUAUAAUUGAUUAUUCUAUUACAUAAUAUAUGUAAUAACAUUGAUUGUUGUAAACGAGUUCGCCGAUAAGUAAUAAACGAUUUGUAAACGGGUUUUAUUAGGAUUAGAACUGGUUUAGUUUUUACGAUUUGUACUGUUUUUUACGCUUAUUUUUACGUUUACGUUAGGUUGAAUUUUAUACUGUCACUUUACGCCUGUAAUUUUUUAUUUGUACGAAACUCGUAAAGUUUUUGUGAUUG
Molecule: messenger RNA, 7220 nt
Organism: Aethina tumida (small hive beetle)
Lineage: Eukaryota; Metazoa; Arthropoda; Insecta; Coleoptera; Nitidulidae
Product: diacylglycerol kinase eta
Exons: 13
Coding region: 134-4966 (1610 amino acids)
Biological process (GO): intracellular signal transduction; diacylglycerol metabolic process; lipid phosphorylation
Molecular function (GO): protein binding; ATP-dependent diacylglycerol kinase activity
Source: RefSeq, a predicted model, not a curated record